Cyclopterus lumpus (lumpfish) is the source of this 2178-nucleotide messenger RNA. It is a transcript of the gene ndufaf7, whose product is annotated as NADH:ubiquinone oxidoreductase complex assembly factor 7. Gene Ontology annotation, cellular component: mitochondrion. The transcript is spliced from 10 exons. The record is from RefSeq and is a predicted model, not a curated record. Gene Ontology annotation, biological process: mitochondrial respiratory chain complex I assembly. Gene Ontology annotation, molecular function: protein-arginine omega-N symmetric methyltransferase activity. The coding region runs from base 184 to 1500 and encodes 438 amino acids. NCBI's taxonomy places the organism in Eukaryota, Metazoa, Chordata, Actinopteri, Perciformes, Cyclopteridae.
UCCGUUACUCUGUUAGCAUUUCGCUGUUGCACAAGGACUUUGCAGCUUUCAGUGACUUUAAAGGACAAACAGACACGAAACGACAAAAUAGAUUUCUACAAGUUGUAACCGGAAGUUAACUACGUCAUUUCCGGUUGCGGUUCCGUAUGACGUAACUUGUUUUGGGGUUUAAAAACGCAGCAGAUGAUCAGCAGAGUCUUCAGCGCAUCAGCUGCAGUGCGAUGGCGAGCGGCUCAGACCAGACUCUCCUGCAGCGCUCCAACAGGUGAGGAAAAGCCCCGCCCCUCCAUGCUGCGACACCUGACCUCCAAAAUAAAAGCCACAGGUCCGAUCACGGUGGCGGAGUACAUGAGAGAGGCGCUCACCAACCCGGUGACGGGUUAUUAUGUGAGGAACGACAUGCUGGGACCCGACGGAGAUUUCAUCACAUCGCCAGAAAUCAGCCAGAUCUUUGGAGAGCUGCUCGGCGUCUGGACCCUCAGCGAGUGGAUGGCAGCCGGUCGCCCCAAACGGCUGCAGCUGGUGGAGCUCGGACCCGGAAAAGGAUCUUUAGCCGGGGACGUCCUCAGAGUGUUCAGUCAGUUGCGGUCCGUGGUGGGCGGAGCCUCGGUGUCGCUUCACCUGGUCGAGGUGAGUCCGGUGCUGAGUCGUCUUCAGGCCCAGAAUCUGACCGGCAGCCGCAACCGGGAGGCGGACGGCGAGGACCAGCUGGUGUACCGCCGUGGGGAAACCGCCGCCGGGGUCCCGGUGUCCUGGUACCGCCGCCUGGAGGACGUCCCCUCAGGAUUCAGCAUCUUUCUCGCUCACGAGUUCUUUGACGCUCUGCCCAUCCACACAUUUCAGAGGACGCAGCGAGGCUGGAGGGAGGUGAUGGUGGACGUCGACCCCGAGAAGACGGAGCGGCUGAGGUUCGUCUUGGCGCCGUCUCCCACGCCGGCCUCCACCACGCUCGUGCAGCCAGAUGAAAGGCGGGGUCACGUGGAGGUGUGUGCGGAGGGCGGAGUCGUGGUCCAGCAGCUCGCCCGGCGGAUCGUAGAGGACGGCGGCGCGGCGCUGAUCGCCGACUACGGCCACGACGGAACCAAGACGGACACGUUCAGAGGCUUCAAAGGCCACCGGCUCCACGACGUCCUGUCGGCGCCCGGCUCGGCCGACCUCACCGCCGACGUGGACUUCAGCUUCCUGCGGCGGAUGGCCGGAGGGGGCGUGGCCUGUGUGGGACCCGUCACCCAGAGGACGUUCCUGAAGAACAUGGGCAUCGACGCCCGGCUGCAGGUUCUCCUGAGGAGCUGCAGCGACGCGUCCGCCAGGGAGCAGCUGCUCGCCGGCUACGACCUCCUGACCGGCCGCUCCCAGAUGGGCGAGCGCUUCCACUUCUUCGGCCUGCUGCACCGCAGCCGGCUGGCCGAGCCCACGAGGCCGGGGGGGCUGAAGCUGGAGGGGAAGCGGAGCGCGGCGCCGCUCCCCGUGGCCGGAUUCACCGAGCUCAGCUUCUCCUGAAGGGCCUCCGUGGACGGGUCGGGGGAGGGGUCAAACGGGGAGGUCGGGCUGGAAGAUCGUGUUCAUGGUGGACAUCGGAAAGACGUUUUGAUGUGAAGAUGUGAGAUAAUAAAGAAGUUGUCGAAUUUAUUGGUUGAAUAACACAUGUCCCGUUUACCAAAUUCUGCCGACCACGGAGGUUUGUGACCCCCCGAAGGUCAGAGGUCAACCCCGGCUGCAGGAGGAUCCCCUCGCGCCUCCUGUCCGUCCACAUCUUGAGGCGGUUAGAGCCGGUUCCCCGUGAGGCCAAAGCCAGCAGCCGAACCCUCCAGAGGAGCCCAGCGCUCGGGGUCGGGGGUCGUUACCGGCUCCUCCUCCCGUGUUUUCCAACCAGACUGUCGCACAUUUGGAAUUCAUUAGUGCAGUUUAUUACUAAACCGCCUACAGCUGAAGAGGUUUAAGUUGUGGCUUUUUAAACCAAAUUUAAAUGUGGGAUCAGACACAAUUCAAGACGGCUUUCUGGCUCCUCUUAUAGAUUUAAAAAAGAGCACAUUAACUCUAAAUAUUCUUUGUUUACUGAACAUUGCAGAAUAUUCUGGUUAAUAAAAGUGCAAAGAUUUUAAUGAGAUUUUCAGACUUCAAAAUUAACUUAUUGCUCUUUCUGUUCACAUCAGUGAUUAAAACCCAUAAAACCUCUAA